CAAAGCCACUACGAGUCUACCAUCGCCAAGCUCGCAAACGCACCUUUAGCUCUGCGCCAAAGGUAGGCGCAGUGUCCACCUCGGCCAUGGUGGGAGAAGACAAAGACGCCUUACUGACACUGGCGGCAGUUUCGAAUUGGGGCGCAAGUCAUGCAAUGCCGGCGUCUGUCCAUGCAAGGACAAGGCAACAAAAGCUGAUGCUAAUGCUGGCAGGCUCCAGCAACGUCGUCUCGCGAGUGGAAAUGCAGCGUCUGGCCGUUCCGGACGUGGGGAAACGAGGUCAGAUGUGAGAUGGCAUCCGGCAGGAUGGGGGGGAAAGAGACUACAUACGCGGCUUUGCGACUUUAUUGGGGCGCAGCUUGGAGUUGGUCAGGCAACUAGGGCGGGCAGCUUUCAGGGG
Trichoderma asperellum CBS 433.97 is the source of this 400-nucleotide messenger RNA. The record is from RefSeq and is a predicted model, not a curated record. Lineage: Eukaryota; Fungi; Ascomycota; Sordariomycetes; Hypocreales; Hypocreaceae.